CUCCGAUCAAAGAUGGCGUCGCGCGCAAACUAAACCCACGUACAACACAAGAAUAACCAGACUGACCAAUCCCACCCGAACAACCAGGACGGAUCAUGGCAUUCGAGGAGAUAAAGAAGAAAGGAAUGAUGGAGAUGGCCGAGAUGGAUGGAGAGGUUGGGCUUGUUGCGGGUCGCAGCCAGAGAGAAAAGAGACGCUCGUAUAAAGAUCUGUUGAGAGAGGAAGAAGAAAUAGCAGCGCAGGUGCGCCAAACCUCCAAGAAACAACACAAGGACUCUGACCUUUUCUUGUUAGGGGGAGAUUCUCACAAGAAAAAAAAGAAGCACUUGAGUGAUGACUACUACCACAGAGAUCUUCAAAGCUCUGGUCAGCCACCACACAAGAAAAAGUGCAAAUCCUCAGAUCGCUCACCCUCCUUGUCCUCCUCAUCCUCCUCUCACCCAUCCCACUCCACUAACACGGCCAUGGGCCUCCUGGAGGCCAUCACCUCCCCGCUGGCCACGGGCUCCGACCCCGGCCCUCACCUCCUUAAAAAACCCUCCUACCCUCUCCACUCCUCCUCCAAAGACCGCAAGCAGGAGGGCGGCUCCAAGAGCAACCACUCCUCCCACUCGCGCUCGCCCGGUCCUUCUUCAUCUAAGAAGCAUUCCUCUUCCUCAAAGUCAUUGCUGUUCCACGGAGGAGCAGGGAAAGGGGAACCACUGACGCUCCGUGAAGCUGAAGGACUGAAGAUGAAGCUCAUUCUGUCUUCAAAGGAGAAGAACGAAGGUGUCGGGACAAAUGAGGGAUUCUCGUUUCCAAUCCAUUCUUCUUCCUCUUCCUCGGGUGCCGUGGGGCAUCAUUCAUCGUCCAACUCGAAGAAAGGAGGGAUGAAGAAGGAGAAAGAUCCAAUGAUGUCUAAGCCUCCAAAGAAAAAGCAGCUCAGCCAAGAGCCGUUGCCUGUAGUUGGGAAGGAAGUGGAGGUCGUGGGUCAUUACGGUAGCACUUUUGGAGGUAUGGGAGGAGACAGCUCAUCGACAGGAGGAGAACUAGAGGCCGGAGAGCUGGUGAUUGACGACUCCUACACACAUCUCUCAAAAAAGAAGAAAAAGAGCAAGAAGAGUAAAAAGAAAAAAGAUAAAGACAGAGAGAGAGAACGAGAGAAAGGAUCAAGAGAGAAGAAACACAGUAAAAGUGGAAGCAGUGGGAAGAAAAGCUGUCCAGGGGAUCCGUCUAGAAGCCACUCCCAUUCUCACAGCUCAUCCAAUCACAGUGCUUCUGGUGGGAUGUAUGCUAUGACUCCACCCACCUCUUCCCAUCACCAUCAAAACAUUGAACUGAUGAGUGAAAAGAAGAAAGAAGAAAAGGAUAGAGAGAAACAUGACAAGGACAAGCCGAAGAAGAAGAACAUGACAGCAUAUCAUGUGUUUUGUAAAGAGUACAGGGUGAAUAUCAACGCAGAGCAGCCAGGAUUAGACUUUGGGGAGCUGAGUAAGAGACUUGGAGAGAUGUGGAAACAGCUGCCUGAAAAAGAUAAACUGGUUUGGAGACAGAAAGCUCAAUAUCUCCUGCACAAACAAAAUAAAGCUGAAGCUAUGACAGUCAAACGAAAGCCCUCAACGACAUCAGAGAGCAAAAGCAAAGGUUCCAGUAAAGCUGCUGGUUUAGGGGCCGGAUUGACUCCUCAGGGUCGCUCGGCUCUGUCUAUGUCGUUGUCUCCGGUGCGGGUACCUGACAUUGACCCCAUUGAUGCAGCUGCUCACUUGCAGCUACUCGGCGAGUCCCUGUCUCUGAUUGGACAUCGACUUCAGGAGACAGAGGGGAUGGUUGCAGUAUCUGGCAGUCUAUCUGUUCUCUUAGACUCUAUUUUAUGUGCUCUUGGUCCAUUAACCUGUUUGACAGCUCAAGUCCCUCAAAUCAACGGCUGUCCACGCAACGUCCUGUCAAAUACUUUGGACAACAUCGCUUAUAUAAUGCCUGGACUAUGAAUCACUUUUACUUGCACUUACAAGAGACUGGAUUACAUAUGGAUUACAUAUGGAUUACAUAUGGAUUACAUAUUUGCAGAGGCAUUCAAAUGAGAACCUCCUUUUUUUACUUUUUCAUGUGUUGUAAAAAACAAUGGACAUUCUUAGUAUGUAAAAUGUUUUUAAGAAAUAGUAUUUAAAUGAUUUUGUCAUUUUUUUUUAUUGUUAUAAAAAAAAUCCCUCUUUUAAGAGAACAAUUCUGACACAACUUUUGUGUUGAUGGUCUCAAAGUUUCAGUGUUCCAGCCUGUCAUGAGAAGUGUGUGUGAGUGUAUGUAAAUAUUGGUGAAUUUAUGCUGUCAUAAUGUCAAGAGGAUUUUAUGUUUUUUUAAAUAUGUGCAGUUUUAUUUUAGUGCCAAUUGUUUUUUAUUCCCCCAUAAUUUAAUAUUGAGUUAAUUUAUACCAACAGCAGUUCAUCUGCGCUAUCAUAAUUUCAGUUUUUUGUUAUGAAAAUGUAAUAUGAUAGUUUUACUGUUUUAGCAUGCUUACAGAAAAAGGAUGUAUAACAUCAUUUAAUAGGUGCACUAAGUAAUAAAAAAAAUGAUAAUUUUGUUCAAAUGUGUAAAAUGUUACACAUUCACAUGAGAUGAGACUCAGUGAUUCUCCCCACAUGAUGGCUGUCAUAUUGAGAUACUCGUCACUUUAUCGUAGUAACCCCCCUAUUAUCGAACACUUUUGGGGAAUAGGGUACUUCUACAAUAGCAAUGAUAACGUUUUUCAUGGUGCGUUAUCUACGCAAAUGUGUAAGUAUAAGUCGGAUCAGCCAGUAAAACAUAAAAAAAUUACUUAGUGCACAAAAGUAUGACUGUUUUACUCAAGUAGUUUUAGGAAAUAAAAUGUUUUAUAAUAUAUUUGCAUUGUUACAUGUGUGUAUCGCAUUGCCUUUUUUGGGGGGAAAAUCCUUUUUUAAUUCUUUUCAUUAAAUCACAAAUAUC
This is a messenger RNA of Xyrauchen texanus (razorback sucker), 2940 nucleotides long. RefSeq names its product HMG box-containing protein 4-like. The transcript has 13 exons. The record is from RefSeq and is a predicted model, not a curated record. Bases 96 to 1967 code for a protein of 623 amino acids. NCBI's taxonomy places the organism in Eukaryota, Metazoa, Chordata, Actinopteri, Cypriniformes, Catostomidae.